Molecule: messenger RNA, 7040 nt
Organism: Peromyscus leucopus (white-footed mouse)
Lineage: Eukaryota; Metazoa; Chordata; Mammalia; Rodentia; Cricetidae
Product: guanine nucleotide-binding protein G(s) subunit alpha isoforms XLas-like
Exons: 2
Coding region: 1987-4647 (886 amino acids)
Source: RefSeq, a predicted model, not a curated record
ACUUCGGAGAAUUAGAGCUUGCCGCGGUGCACCCGCGUGUGUCUUGCAAUACAGCCAUCUACAUGGUGCGUGAUUGCAGUAAUCCACCCCGUGUACCACUCCACACGCUGUCUCUUCCCCCAGGGUCCUGCAGGCCAGACAAACACCUGCCCACUGCCUAGAUGCACUGCAACAAAAGACUAUGCCUGGCGCCAUGACCGCGGUGCGCGUGCCGCGUUUACGGGCUCAGAUCUAAGCCGGAAAAAAAAAAAAAAAUUCCAAAACAACAACAGCAAAAUGAACCUGCCUCUGCCUUGAAUUCUUUUGUAGACCCCAUCCCUAUGGCAUUUUAUGUUUAAUUCACUGAGUCCACCGGGCAAUGCGGCUGUUUACCUCUUGCGGCUCUGAGCCCACCACGGCACCGCAAGGGGCGUGCAGCCUGUGCUUAAUGCCGCUUGGGUGGACUGUUGCAAUUCAAAGGGCAUCAUCUGCUGUACGGUGCUCACACCAGAAGGGGAGAGACUGGCAGGGGGGCUGACAAGGAGUUGGAGAGGGGCUAGAUGAACUGAACACUGAAUCGGCAGCAGGUUCCGGCGGCCGGAAGCCGCGAGUCUCGGUGGCUGUUACUGCCGCGGCACGGUUGGCUGGUGGGUCAGUGCGAAUCGGAUUGUCUAGUCUUUAAGACCACUCUAAAUCAGCCAUGAACCACAUCCCAAAUCGCCUUUUACCCUUCCCCAGAAGGCAGAAGUCCGAGGCCUGCUCUAGGUAGGGGGUCUUCCGGUAAGCCCUACACCCCCUCCCCUAUCUGCGCGGCCGCUGCAGCGGCAUCCACAGUACCGCGUAGGGGUCUUCGCUUGAUUUUUUCCGCAGUGCACCGCCGAGACCCUUAUUUCUACUGCGUCACCAUCCACAUAAACAAAACGAGCCUUGACUGCGUCUUAUUAAAUCACUACUGAGAACCCCCGUCCCGAAGUGUAAUGGGGAAGGGGGACGUUGAAGGGAUUUACCAGAGCUAUCCUCCACAAACAGCAAACAAAAUAAAUAAAUAAAUAAAUAAAUGAAUAAAACUGCCCCGGAGCAUUUAAAAACAUUUUUUUUGUUCGCAUUUGGGAGCCUCUCAUCCUUCGCCACCUCGCCGCCCUUCCGGUGGGCUCACGACCACCUGUCGCAUUUGUAUGCACGCGCCUCUACCCCUUCACAUGUAUCUUAAAGGCUCCUUUUCCUGACUUGGAACUGAAUAUGGGUAAUUGCCCGAGUCUGGGGUCUUCAAAUAAGGAGUUUGCCGCAUACUGGGGUAAUCUGGGGUGAUGGAGCCCUCCUGCAGUCCCUCCUCCCCUCGCGAAGAAUCAGAUGGGGCGGGAGGGUUUCUGCUCCUGUACUCUGACAGACCAAUGCCCACGUCUUACGUCACGUGUCCCAGCAACGCGCACGGGCGCGCGCGCUCGCUCUGGCCAAGAGAAAAGCGAGCAAGAGAGACUCAGAAUCAGUCCGGGAGAGGAGAGGAAGGAGGAAGGAGCUGAGCGUCCCUACGAGGCCUGCGCUCAUCAGCCCCCUUACCCAAAGUCGGGAAUGGCCGGCACGGGGAGCCCGCUCCCGGAGCCGGCUCAGCACUGAGACCGGCGUCCUCUGGCGGCAGAGAAACAGUUUUGCUUACGAUUUUCGAGACGAAUCGGCACGCUCCUAAUUGCCAAGAAGGCGGGGCUAAACUAUAAAAAAGUACGAAGAAGAAAGAGAAAAGUUCUUCGCGUGACUGGCCGACCACAGCCUGAAUGCGUAAGGGUGACUAGGAAGGCUUCAGACUCUUAUCAGCAAGAAAUGAGUUACUUCAGCCAUGGUUUUGCGCUUUAGCCGCUGAGCAUUCGUCCUUACAACGGUUGGAAACUGAGGCUGCAGAACUUUCCAGCCUAUACUUGCAUAUUUUAAAAAAAAAUUUUUUUUCACCCUAGUUUGGCUGGGUGCUCCGUCUUACGGGGCCCCAAAUUUAUUUUGAAAAACCGCCACCGUGUUAUGGGCAUGCGCAACUGCCUCCACGGCAACAAUAUGCCAGGACAACCAAAUAUCCCCGCUGAAGUCGGGGAGCAGCCCGAGCAAGAACCUUUGGAGGCCCCAGGGGCAGCUGCCCCCGGUCCUGGGCCUGGCCCAGCCGAAGAAAUGGAGACCGAACCGACUGACAAUGAGCCCAUCCCCGACGAGACUGCGGUUGAGGUCUGUGGACCCCCUGAAGUCUCCAGAUCUGAUGUCCAGGGCCUCCGCCAGGCCUUCGAGGAAGUCCGAGUGGGUGGAGACUACAGCCCACCUCCGGAGGAAGCCAUGCCAUUUGAGACCACACAGCCCGACCUCGGAGGUUUCUGGCCCGUUCUGGAGCAGUCUGGAACAUCUGGGACCCAAGCAGGCCUCAAAACCUUCAACCCAGCGCUUUUGGAGCCCGGGACCCCCAGUGGUGCGAACCCAGGCCUGGGAACCUACAGCCCCCCACCAGAAGAAUCUAUGCCAUUUGAGUUCAACGAACCUGCCCAGGAAGUUGGUAGCCAGUCGCCCUUGCAAGUCCCGAUCCUUCCUCCAGGAGGUCCGGAAGCAGAGGUCCUCAGAGCGCUUCCCGCGGAGCCCGGGAACUUCAGAUUUGCAAAUGCUGGCUUCCGAGAUGACUACGGCCCUCCACCUGAAGAGUCCGUGCCAUUUGGGCUCGAUCGAGAUGAAUUUGGGGGCGAUAGCCCACCCCCAGGGCUCCCCCGAGUCAUGCGACAAAUCGGCAUUGGCGGCGAGUUCCCGUCAGUCGCGGUCCCGAGUGCGCUCAGCCUCGCUCCCGGCGAGAACGCGCCUCCCCUCUGGGUCCACAGCGCCAUUGACAGACCGUUCAGCGAGGCUAUCAGAUCUCCUCCCAACUUCGCAUGCGACACCCCCCCGAUGGAGAUCUCCAGACCCCUGCUUGAGAUUGGCAGAGCCUCCGCUGGGGUCGACGACGACACCACUGUCAAUAUGGACGGCCCCCCAAUCGCAAGUGAUGGCCCGCCCAUCGAAGUCUCCGGAGCCCCAGAUAAGAGCAAGCGCGCAGAGAGACCCCCAGUUGAGCGAGAAGCAGCCGAGAUGGAAGGAAGCCCUACCACCGCAGCUGCGGUGGAAGGAAAAGUCCCUUCUCCGGAGAGAAGAGACGGAUCCUUCACCCAGCCAGAAGCCAUGGAUCCCAGCCCAGUACCUGAUGCCCGAGCCGUCGUCACCGAACCUGACGCAGCCACCGGCGGAUCUCCUCCGGCCACAGCAACACCCGCGGAUCUCCAAGCCGAUCCUGAAGAACUCGGAGAAGCCCCUGCAGUCCGCGCAGAUCCUGACGGAGGGGCAGCCCCGGUCGCCCCAACCACCCCUGCCGAGUCUGAAGGCGGCGGAGAGCCAGCCGCGGAGCCAGCCGUGGAGCCAGCCGUGGAGCCAGCCGUGGAGCCAGCCGUGGAGCCAGCAGGCGAGCCAGUCUCCGAGGCAGUCCCUGCCGCCAAGGCCGAGUCUGCCUCUGGGGCAGCCCCCGACACCCAGGUGGAGCCCGCGGUCGCGGCAGUCUCUGCCACCUCGGCGGAGCCUGCCGCCCGGGCAGCCCCCGUUACCCCUCCGGAGCCCGCUCCCCGGCCAAUCCCCACUGCUAGAGCUCACCCAGCUGCGGGGGCAGUCCCUGGCGCCCCAGCGAUGUCAGCCUCCGCUAGGGCAGCUGCCGCUAGGGCAGCCUAUGCAGGUCCUCUGGUCUGGGGAGCCAGGUCACUCUCGGCUACUCCCGCGGCCCGGGCAUGCCUCCCUGCCCGCGCAGCUGCCGCCGCCCGGGCAGCCUCCGCUGCCCGGGCAGUCGCUGCCGGCCACUCAAUCGCUGAAGCCCGGGCCAUGUCUAUCCGGGGAUUCCCUCCUGCCCCAAGCAGAGCCCAUCUUAGACCCCCCAGCCCCGAGAUCCAGGUGGCUGACCCGCCUACUCCGCGGCCUGGUCCGAGGGCGGCUGCCUGGCCCGACAAGUAUGAGCGUGGCCGAAGCGGCUUCAGGUACGAGGAGGCAUCGUCCGUCAUCUGUGAGAUCGACUCCUCUAGUGAUGAGUCGGAAGAAGGGGCCAACGGCUGCUUCCAGUGGCUUCUGCGGCGAAACCGCCGCCCCGGCCAGCUCCGGCGCCACUCGGUCGGGUGCAACCCAGUCCGCAACUUCUUCAUCCGAACCUUCGGAAGCUGCUUCGGUCUAUCCGAGAGAUCCCGUUCCCUCAGCCCCGGGAAGGUCAAGGAUCCUUUCGAGGAGAGGCGCAAACAGAUGCGCAAAGAAGCCAUUGAGAUGCGAGAGCGGAUGCGCGCAGACAAGAAACGCAGCAAGGCCAUCGACAAGCAACUGGAGGAGGAGAAGAUGGACUACAUGUGUACGCACCGCCUGCUGCUUCUAGGGAGAAAAGUGGUGCCGAGCCACACUGAGGGUCGUUACCGGCCGGAGGCCAGCGCCAGCGCCAGCGGUCGUAGGCUGGACAGGCGGGGGCGUGAGGUGAGCCAGGAACUGCUGGGGAGGGCCCUUCGGGGCUCCCCCGGCUCGAUUGUUCGUGACCGCGGUGGGCUAGGGCCAUCGGGGUGCGCGCCCCCGCCUCGCCUGGCACGGCUGCUUCGACUCAGACAGCUUGUUGUUAGUGUGUGUUGGUGUCCAUUUUCUGUGUCCGCCUGUGCAUGACAUGCUCAGUGUGUCCCAGUUUCCAUCCCUGGCACCUUCAAUGUACCCGCCGAUUGUGUAUUUGUACUCUGAAAUGGGCUGUCUUGUGAUUUGCGCCAUGGCGCGAGCAAAACUUUCCGUGUUGGCACACUCAGUGAUACCUGUGCGUAGACUCUCUGCAUCUAGCAGAGGGAAAAACGCGCAGGGAAAGGUGGUGGGGCAUCCUGGGUAAUCUGCUGGGCCGCUGGCCCGGGGGAGUGGGGCCGCAGCCGCGGGCCUCCAUAACCUUUUUCCCCUGUAUGUUUCUCUCUCUUUUUCCCUUUGCGCUAAGCAUUUCCUCACUUCUCAAUACGUACGUCAAACCCUCCCGCCUUAACGGUUGAAAAACCAGACACUCAGGUAUCUGGGGCUUUGGGGUUAUUCAUAAUAUCUGUAUUUUGUAUUCUGUACACACACACACACACACACACACUGGGCCCACCUGGGGGGAGGUACAGGGGGGAGGAGGAGGGAGGGGGACACUUUAGCCCUGUUGGCAAGGCCACAUUGUAAACACACAGGGUUGAUUUCAAGGGGGUGGGCGUGGCUGGGUUUAAAAAAUAUAUGAAAUAAUUUUCUUCUUAGCGAAGAGCCCGAGGUAAGCCAAUCACUUACAUUUUUAUAGCCUAUGGUAGGAGGGGCCUGGUUUUAAAAGGUUGGGAGUUGUGUUGGGAGUGCAAUCUUGCCUUUGUAUUUUAAUUGCAAUUAAAAUAAACAAAAUAAAUAAUUUGAGUGCAUACUAAAUGUGUGGACAAUGCAUGGGAACCUGGAAAUAUUACUUGUGAACUGUGUAAAUGUUCGCAUGUGAAUCUUUUUCAAGCAGCUUUAGCUGAGGGAAAGAGGAUGGAAGGUAAGAUCUUCUCUAAAUCAGUUUGGGGUAAAAAAAAAAAUAAAGAUUUUAGGAUGAAGAUUAAACAAACGUUAUGCCAGCCAGAUGGGUGCCUUUGGAAGCCCUCAUCUCCCCCCACUCAUCUGUUCAACUCGCUACCCAGCUCUCCAUGUCCCCUCCUCUCGCCAAGACCCCUCCCCUCAUUCCACAGCCAGAGUCCCUCCUCCCUCCAGACUUCUCAUCUCCAACCUGAGGCAUUCAUUCUUCUUGCCAGAUUAAUCAGAACAGCAAUUAACAAUGGUCUGGAUCUGUGGCUUAAAUAAAAUCUUCACGAGUGAAUCUCUAUGAUUAUUUUAUUUUAUUCUCUAAGACCUGUCAAGGGAUCUCAGGAUCACAGUUUCUGAGGCUGUGCUACAUUUGUCUAUUAAAUAUUUGAUAAUCUGUGACCGUGUUUAUUAAAGACAUUGAUGAUGUGACUGUGAUGUUGUGAUAUGCCUCCCACGAAUCAUGAUUUUAGAUGGGAUGGUCAUUUUGUUUAUGCCUACCCGGGGAAAUACUGGUAUCAUUCAGUCCAACACACAAAAGGGGAAGUAGGUUUCAAUUUCAAAUGUCCCUGUUACAUGAAAAGUAUAGUACCUUACAUGACAAAGUUCUGGUCUCAUUGAAGGCUCAUUUCCAUACUUUAGGAAGCUGACCUGUGAUUUGGGGGACCGGGGCACAAAUGUCUGCAGAUAGAGGGCUGUGCACUUCUGAAUACAGUAUGCCUUAACAUCCUGGGGCCUCCGUUGCCUCGUUUGAGAAACAAAGCUUUCCUCUAGGAAAUGUUCAUUAAAGUGCCCUCCAGCACCAGGGUGUGGGUCUUCUGUCUAGCCCCCACCCCAUGCAGGGAGAAGGGAUGGAGGCUUAUACUAUCCAUUAAUGCAGUUCUCUGCACCAAACCCCAUGUCUGGGGCUAGGUUUUUUCAAAAUAGUAGAAGCUUCCUUUGCUUCCCCUAGAUUUUUUUUUUUUCUAGAGGGGAUAAUUAAACCAAACAGAAGCACAUUUGUUGGGGUACCUCGGUACUGCCCUGCCUGCGCUUUGUGGGUGUCAGCCAUUAUAUACUUUUUGGAUGCAACAUCAUCCAGAGCUGGCCAGGCUGCUCAGCGUUGGCCUAGGCCUCGUCUGAGUCUGAACUAAGAUGGCCAUCGCUCCCUGCUUCGGGAGACUGCAGCAGUUCUAUGUGUCAAAGCAGGCUGCGUUCCCUCAAGGCUGGUGUCACUUUGCUAAAGUGACAAGACAGGGAUUGUAUCCUGGUCCCUGUUACUGAUUGGGGAAGGGGAGAAAUAGAAGGGAAGGAUUUAUUCACAUUUACAAGACCUUUUACUAACUCUCUAGCUCCACCGUGUUAAAUAAGGCAUCCGUGCCUUGCAGCCCCUGAAACUGCAGAUCAAAUGACCAUCCUAAAGCAUGCCUCUUCACCUGUCACACGUAGGUUCAUCUGUUGCUUAAAAAAAAAAGAAAAGAAAAAAAAAGUGCUUUUCUGUGUGCAUGUUUUGUUUUUAUUGC